AAUUAAACCACUCUUGAUUCACAAGAUCGAUUAGAUGACUAGAGUUAGGGUAAGGGACAUAGACUUUUACUCGGUGACAGACCCAUCCUUUGGCCUACUAAAGGUCCGGCUACUCACGCCGGAGCAUCCAACGCCGGAUGAAGAUGACGACCAUGAAUCCGACGAGUUCAUCACCUUCAACCCUGCCUUUGAUUUGCCCUCACUCGUUGAAACGAUUUCCUUCAUACUCUCCACCCGCUUCAGCAUAGAUCGUCCAUGGAGCGACUCCAUCGGUAUUCAGAUCUUUACGGCCGCUCUCGAGGAACUUGACGGUGACGGAGGCCGUUUCGGGUUACUGGGAGAGGCGGUGUUAGAAACCGCCGGAGACUCGCCGGAAGAAGAACUGUGGUUGCCGGCGUGGGAACUGGACUUCGACCGCGUUUUUAGGGGUCUUGGUUUGGAGGCGGCGGAAUAUCACGUCGGAGAUCGGGAAGCCGAUUAUAUGGAUAAUGCUAUUUUGUCUACUCUUCGGGCGGCGGAGUAUGAUGAAGUGGAAUUGAAGAAAGAAGUAUUUUAUGGGGCAGCAGCGGAGGGCGGCGGAGAAACGUGCAGCGUGUGUUUGGAAGGGUUUUGCAAAGGGGACGCGAUCACUUCGUUGCCGCCGUGUUCGCAUAGGUUUCAUAAGGCUUGCAUCCUUCCAUGGCUGCGAAGAAAAUACACGUGUCCUCUUUGCCGAAGCAACAUAUCCGGUGGCAUUUAAUUUGUAAUUACUGAUUUAAAAUACGG
Messenger RNA from Cuscuta epithymum, 765 nucleotides. Lineage: Eukaryota; Viridiplantae; Streptophyta; Magnoliopsida; Solanales; Convolvulaceae. The record is from the annotation of a GenBank genome assembly.